Messenger RNA from Sinocyclocheilus grahami, 2876 nucleotides. Its product is annotated as transcription factor CP2. Gene Ontology annotation, cellular component: nucleus. Gene Ontology annotation, molecular function: RNA polymerase II cis-regulatory region sequence-specific DNA binding; DNA-binding transcription activator activity, RNA polymerase II-specific. The transcript has 16 exons. Gene Ontology annotation, biological process: regulation of transcription by RNA polymerase II. Lineage: Eukaryota; Metazoa; Chordata; Actinopteri; Cypriniformes; Cyprinidae. The record is from RefSeq and is a predicted model, not a curated record. Bases 382 to 1872 code for a protein of 496 amino acids.
UUAGUGAGGAAGGCUACUGCGGAUAUUACGGCAAUUUCUACAGAAGAGAUAAACAAACAUGUAAUAUUAUACGUAAGACAUUUUUUUUAUCAAAAUCCAUCCUAUCUUCAACCAAUAAAUUUUCUUCGAAUUUUUCGCAGCGUCGUCACUUUUUACGGCGACCGGUGAAAGAAACUAAUCUUCUUUCGAGCAAAACGAAGUUUUCUUGCCAAAAGAAGGACGAUGGGUGGAAAAAUGGCGUGAAACGAUGAGCUUUACCGCAUUCUUUAUCUGACUGCUGUCAGAGACAGGUGUCUGUGAUCAUCCCUAAACCCAGAAGGGAGACUGUCAGGACUGUGAUUCAUUUGCUCCUAAGUUCACUUGAGUUAGACGUCUAAAGUCAUGGCUUGGGCUCUGAAACUACCUCUGGCCGAUGAGGUGAUUGAGUCUGGUCUGGUCCAGGACUUUGAUGCCAGUCUGUCAGGGAUCGGGCAAGAGCUUGGAGCUGGUGCUUACAGCAUGAGUGACGUGCUAGCUCUCCCCAUCUUUAAACAGGAGGAGUCUAAUUUACCUCCGGAGAGUGACGAUAAGAUUCUUCCCUUCCAGUAUGUACUGUGUGCUGCCACCUCUCCUGCUGUCAAACUACAUGAUGAGACGCUCACCUACCUCAAUCAAGGACAGUCUUAUGAGAUUCGAAUGCUGGACAAUCGGAAAAUGGGGGAACUUCCUGAGAUCAAUGGGAAAAUGGUGAAGAGCAUCAUCCGCGUUGUGUUUCAUGAUCGCCGCCUUCAGUACACUGAACACCAGCAGCUGGAGGGCUGGCGCUGGAACAGGCCGGGAGACAGAAUCCUUGAUUUAGAUAUCCCGAUGUCGGUAGGGGUGGUUGAUCCCAGGGCAAACCCUACACAGCUCAACACUGUGGAGUUCCUCUGGGACCCCUCGAAAAGGACCUCUGUUUUUAUUCAGGUCCAUUGUAUAAGCACAGAGUUCACCAUGCGUAAGCAUGGAGGAGAGAAGGGAGUGCCGUUCCGUAUUCAAAUCGACACUUUCAAGGAGAAUGAGGCCGGGGAGUACACUGAGCAUCUGCACUCCGCCAGCUGCCAAAUCAAAGUUUUUAAGCCUAAAGGUGCAGACAGAAAGCAGAAAACAGACAGAGAAAAAAUGGAGAAACGAGCACCGCAGGAAAAGGAAAAAUACCAGCCUUCAUAUGAAACCACCAUUCUCACUGAGUGCUCUCCGUGGCCUGAGAUUACAUACGUCAACAAUUCCCCAUCACCAGGUUUCAACAGCACCCACAACAGCUUUCCUGUGAAUGAAGGAAAUGGUUCACCCAAUCACCAGCCGGAGCCUGUGGCACAGUUAGCAGAUAAUCUGUUGCCAACGGCAACGCCACAGGAAGCACAGCAGUGGCUCCAUAGAAACCGUUUUUCACCAUUCUGCCGUCUCUUCUCAAACUUCUCGGGGGCCGAUCUGCUAAAACUGACCCGAGAGGAUGUCAUCCAGAUCUGUGGGCCUGCUGAUGGUAUUCGGCUAUUUAAUGCACUCAAAGGACGGGUGGUCCGUCCAAGGCUCACCAUCUAUGUGUGCCAGGAGUCCCAACAGGCUCGUGAACAGCACCAGAAACAUGAGAACGGAGACGGGUCUAGCAACACUUUCUUCGUGUAUCAUGCUAUCUAUCUGGAGGAGUUAACAGCUGUGGAACUGACAGAAAAGUUGGCCCAGCUCUUCAGCAUCUCUCCACGGCAGAUCAGUCAGAUCUUCAAGCAGGGACCCACUGGUAUCCAUGUGUUAGUCAGUGAUGAGAUGAUUCUGAACUUUCAAGAUGAGAUGUGUUUUGUCCUGGACACAAUGAAAGCUGAAACAAACGAUGGCUAUCACAUCAUUUUGAAGUGAAAACAAAGGAUGAGGGGGAGUGAACAGGCCCCUUAUGUUUUUCUUAAGAUUCAACCCACAGCCCCUUGCCUGCACACUUCCUGGACCUUACCGAAGAUCGCUUGGCUUGGAAUAAUAAUGGAGACGAUCAUGGGAAAGGAAAAAAGGCACCUGACCCAUUUUGAAACCUUUGCUGUUUUAUCCAUGGAGCGUGUGCUGCCUUUUACCUCCACUUUCCAUUUACACUCGCAAAACAAAUCGCAGAAUUUCUAUUUUACUAACUUUGUUAGCAUCAAUUUGAUUUGCCAGAAAAAAAAGUUUAUAAUGUGCUACGCACGGCCUUACCGGCUCAAACAGAGAAUUGUCUGGCAUUAAAUACAGUAUUAUUUGGUGUUGUCUGUCUGGAUGUCACCCUCUGAGUAUUUUAGCUGCAUGUGCUAGAGUCCCAUGUGAAGUGCAGUCCACAUGCCUCAAUGAAUACAUGCUUUAUAAACAACAUAAGUAGAAGGUUAUGUCACAGAGAUCCAUGGUAGGCCCAGAGAUUUCCAGGACACUUAAGAAAUUGCCUCUGUUUAUGAUGAACGUUAUCGUCAGUUCUCUCACCUGCGAGAAAAAAGUAGGCAGUCCCGUUUUUAUAUUGUCCCCCUCACUUUUAGCAGAUGAUGCAAUCACAGAUGUUGUGAGGGACAGAAUGAAUUAAAAUAGCUCUAUACUGCCACUAUUUUCAAGUUCAGUUUUUUGGCAGGUUCACGGCGAGCAGCGUGACUAACGCAUUGCUGCCCAAAUCAUUUAUGUUUUGUAUAAGUUAAUUGUUGAUUUGUUAAGCCUUGUGGACGUUGGGCUUGAUAUUAGGUUCUGUAGCUUUGAUUUUUCAGGUGUUGCUGCAAAUGCACGUUAUUUACAGGUGGAAGAUGAACGGCAGCAGUGGGCAUUAUAUAUGUACGUCUUUUUAUUUUUAUUUUUUAACAUUGUGCAUAAAACCUCUCCCUCAUUUCGUUUUUUCAUCGUUGCAUAUAUUAGAAUAG